ACUUAUAUGCAAUAUUCUAACUCACCCUACUUCAUCAACUGCUUUCUUACAUACCAAAUAUAAAUAUCUAAUUUAACAUUUGAUUCGAUUGUAAUUAUAAUGUCUAGCCGAAGGUCUCGAGGAACUACAAGGAUCACAGACGAGCAGAUCGCUGAACUCGUCUCCAAGUUGCAACAACUUCUUCCUGAGCUUCGGAACCAUCGUUCCAAUAAGGCGUCGGCCUCAAAGGUUUUACAGGAGACCUGCAACUACGUGAGAAGCUUGCACAAGGAGGUUGAUGACCUUAGUGAUCGUCUCUCGCGGUUAUUGUCCACCAUUGAUGACGAUAGCCCUCAAGCUUCCAUCAUAAGGAGUUUAAUUAAUUAGUUAAGAACAAAUAUAUAUUUAAGUACUUUGAACAAUUGCUUAGUAAUUUAUAUGGAUUUCUAGUGCUUUGCGGUGUAAUCCUACCUUUGUAUUUGAUUGGUUAAAUUACAGUCUCCGAUAAAAAUAUGUUUAUGUUUAUAACAUUCGCGCAUGCGUUCAUGUAUAUGUUAUAUUCGAGUUAAUUUCAC
Helianthus annuus (common sunflower) is the source of this 554-nucleotide messenger RNA. Its product is annotated as transcription factor PRE6. Gene Ontology annotation, biological process: regulation of growth; regulation of DNA-templated transcription. The record is from RefSeq and is a predicted model, not a curated record. The transcript has 2 exons. Gene Ontology annotation, molecular function: protein dimerization activity. Bases 100 to 366 code for a protein of 88 amino acids. Lineage: Eukaryota; Viridiplantae; Streptophyta; Magnoliopsida; Asterales; Asteraceae.